Molecule: messenger RNA, 1817 nt
Organism: Klebsormidium nitens
Lineage: Eukaryota; Viridiplantae; Streptophyta; Klebsormidiophyceae; Klebsormidiales; Klebsormidiaceae
Source: the annotation of a GenBank genome assembly
GCCAGUGCAGGCAAGACACCCAGGCAAGAGUCGUAGUCAGGCGAGGGGUAAACUUGCCAAAGCAGGGCGCAGCAUCGUGCAUCCUUUGGAAGACAAGCGGACGCUGGAUCUGCUGGAGCAGAGAGGGUCACAGGUAGCUUGAAGCUGAUUCAACUUUGAAAGGUCUUGGGACUUUGGAUCAACUGUCGUGAAGGGAGCAGCUGAUUUGUGUUUGAACCCCGUCUUUGGAGGCACGGUCGCGAGGAAAAGCGGGCUUCCAAGAGCUGCAAAUGGCAUCUGAGGAAGGAGAGCCGGUGCUCCUCCAUGUCUAUGACUUGAGUCAGGGCCUGGCUAGGCAGCUGUCUGGAGCACUCCUGGGGCAGAUGUUGGAAGGAAUAUGGCACACUGGUGUGGUGGUAUAUGGGCGAGAGUACUUCUUUGGCGGAGGCAUUCAAACAGGCCGCCCAGGGAGGACCCAGUACGGCAAUCCAGUCAAAACAGUCCCCCUUGGAAGAACUGAAGUACCCCUCGAGCUGGUGGAAGACUUCCUGAACGAAAUCAAGGACCGGUACAGCGUCUAUACGUAUAACUUGAUGCGCCACAACUGCAACCACUUCUCCAACGAGCUCAGCACCUUCCUGACCGGCACCGGCAUCCCCUCCGACAUCCUGGAGCUGCCGCAGCGUGUUCUCAGCUCCCCAUUCGGGGCGAUGCUCGCGCCCCUCAUUGAGCAAAUGGAGACCGGCAUGCGCGGCAACCAAGUCCCGUCGCAAGCCCUCUUCAAUGCACCCCCUCUCGACUUUGCGGCGGUCAGGCCCCCCCAGCCCAGCCCACAGGCUAACCCCUACGCUAACCCGCAGCCUAACCCUCUGCAGAACUCGUCAAACCCACUCCUAAACCCUGCUCAAACCCCAGUAAGGCCCGGGCUAAGUAGCGUCGGUGCACCUUCGGCGGCUCGGACACCGAGUCUUUCCCGGCCACCUGCGAACCUUUCGCCCGUUGGCACCCCGGUUACGCCGCACCUGGCGAAUCUGAGCCAAAAUUUGCAAACCCCCGUCGCGCCAGCCAAGGCCGUCCCCUCGCCGGCGACCGCACAGGAGCUCCGGGCAUCGAGGGAUGUGCCAGCCUCGACAAAUGGGGCGCCGGCGGGCGCGUCGCUGACAGGGCCUCGGGCGGCAGCAGCGGCAGCAGCCGAGGCGCGAGCAAAACUAGCGGCGGCGGGAAAUUCGAACGGAAGAGCAGUUGCUGGUCCGGUUGCAAACGGGGGUGUGGGCGGAAGCACAGGGAGUGGAAAGAGUCUGAACGUGAGCAGGGAAGUCGUGCAAAAAGAGGUCAAAGCGGAGUUUGCGGAAGUGAUGAAAGAGGGGAAGCUGACGCCGAAUCAGGCGGCGGCGAUUGCGCUUGCGCGGGUCAUGGAACGGCAUUCGCUUGAGUCACCUACGAAGAAGGGUGCACGGCUUGCAACGGAGGCGGCGGGGCCGGACAACGGGAUGCAUUAAAAGUUCUUCAUGCGGGAAAGAAACAUUCUUCAGAACAGAGCAAGCUGCGGGCUAGGCGCCUGCCCAUGCUGCCGCUGGUCAUUCCGUGCAAGCGCGGUCCCAUUGUAAGCGAGCGCGGUCCCAUUGUAAGCGAUGCAGGAGCUGAUUGAUAUUAGUCCAUGGCACAUUGCCUGCAGUAUUUACAAGGUGACAUCAGAAGGAAAACAUGCGCUCUGACCUAGCUCAUACAUACUUGUCUAUCGAGCACGCUGCGAUUCAGGUCUUUACUUUGGUUUGUCAAGACGGUUCCUGUAUUAUGCCUGAUGGCUGUUACGGUUGCAUCACUGCAUGGCCCGCUGG